This is a messenger RNA of Closterium sp. Yama58-4, 5529 nucleotides long. Lineage: Eukaryota; Viridiplantae; Streptophyta; Zygnematophyceae; Desmidiales; Closteriaceae. The record is from the annotation of a GenBank genome assembly.
AUGAGAGUUUGCGGGUGCAAGCUCGUGCCAGUGGCGCGACUACCGUACGACUCAGAAAAUGUUUGCGCGGCCGCCAUGGCGCGACGCACCGCGUGGAGAACCCGCCGACGCCGCACUGCAGUCUCUCCCCUCCGCGGCUACAUUCGGCGCCUCAUAUUCUCCCUCAUCCUCGCCGCUCUCCUCCUCUGCGCGGCCCUGCCCCGCGUCGUGCUCGCCUGCGACGCGAUCCAAGCCGAGCCAUUGCCUUCGCUCGCCGCUCACCUCUCCGCCCCGCCAUCGCCAAUCAGCCACGGCGCGGAGUUUCGGGAGUUACCUCCGGCACGUGUCGCCGGCGGUGGGGUCCGGGGCGACGAGAGCGAGCAGGGUGAUAGCGAGCGGCGAGCUACACGACACGGCGCGUCGUUGCUGCUGCUGCCGGGGCAGGAAGGGCUGGGGCAGGAAGAAACGAGCGACUGGGGGAGGGCAGUCGUCGCGCGGGCAAGAAUGGGAGACGCAGCGGCAGCAGCGGCAGAGGGGUCAGCGGCAGCGACGGCAGUGUCCGUUCCAGCGGAGCCGUCAACGGCGCACUGUUACUGCCCUAGCGACGACUGGGACGACACUGGCGAAAACUGGCACGACACGCGCGACGACUGGCAGCACAACGCGGAGGCAUGGGCAGCGGAGGACGCGCGUGGGGCUGGGAUGGGUGAGUCAGGCCGCGGCAGCGAUGCGGGCGUCGUAGCGCGAGGAGAGGGCGACAGCGCAGGGCCGGCAGCAGGGGCGCUACGGCUGCCUAACGAGAGCGCGCGGCCGCUCGGCGUGCGGAUGGUGGUCGAGGCGGGCGGCAGGCAUGGCAGCGACAGCAACGCGGGUGAGGAACGGCGCAGCGACGGGCUAGACAGGGGGGGUCUGCACCCGCGCCGAGGGGCGGGUGAACCGGAGACGGCAGGAGCGAUGGCAGUGUGCGACGGGAUGCGCGGGUGUGCGGCCGGAGCGGAACAAGCAGUGGGUUUGCUCUUGCCCACGUCGCAGGUCACGCACCCCGGGACCGUUCACUCAGAGCGCCCUCAUGCGCUUCUACUCAGUGCGCAGUCCGAUCAAGGGGCCUCUGCGCUUAUCCAGAGCGUCGCCUCUCCAGCCCUCCCCGCGUAUAGCAUCCUAACGGCGCCGCCGGCCAGUGCGCGCGUCAGCGGGAAGGGGAUAAGGAAGCAUGUGAGGAGCGAGCAGCGGCGCCUGCUCGCGCUCUACGCGCGCCACAUGUCCGGACCUGGCCGCUGGGUCGGGCCUCUACCGGACGUUCCAAACGGCGGGUCCUGGGUCUUUGCGCCGCUGCGCUCCCCCCUGCACGUGCGCUCCUUGGCGCAGAUUCCCCGCAGCUUCCCCCUGUUCGACGCGGAAGCCGCCUGCCGGCUGUCUCUCGUGGUCACCGACGCGGACUCCUUCCGCCGAUGGCUGCCCGAAUCGCCGCCGAACGCCACUGGCGCAACCACCGUGGCGGACGACGAGCAGCCACGGAAUUCAAGUUCGCGCGCGCUCUCCGUUCCUCCCGCGCCUCCUGCGCCUCACGCGCCCCCGCAGCCGCCACCCGCGCAUGCAGUGGGCGGAAGGCGGAGCGACGCUGCGCCGCUGGUGGUGCUGAGCACGAGCACUUUCUCCACUGGCGCGGGCGCGGGGGGGAUCGCGGGGAAGCAGGGCACCGUGGUGCAGCUGUGGGCGGAAAGAGACGACCACGAGGGGGGAGGGCAGGCGGACCUGGGGCUUGAACUGGGGUUGAGACCGGGGCUGGGACUGGGGUCGGGAGGGGAAGGGCAGCGCGCGGAGCAAGGGGCGGAGGCGGGUGCUUGGGGGGCGGGGAGCGGGGAGAGGAGGAGCUUGCUGGCAGCUGACGUCUGCAGAGGCUUGGGGGGCUGGCGAGACCAGGGGGAUGACGAGGCGAGUGGAGGGCUGGUAGGGUCUGGGAGUGGGGAAGAUCUGGGAAGAGAGAGCGGGGCGGAAGGCGGGGAGGCGGAUGCGGGCGCGGGCGUGGGUAGUGAGGGGCGGGAGUGGGUGUUACGGUGGACGAUGUGGAACGUGCAUGGCACGGAUGGCGCUACGGAUGACUGGGCGCCGGGGGACGACAGACUGGCCGCUGAUUGGCCGGCGCUGGACGCAGGCGAGGCGGCGAGGCUGGAUGCGCUGAUUGCGACGCAGCUGGGCAGGGAAGGAGGGGCAGUUGGGGGGGAAAGGGGAGCGGGAGGGGAACGGAGACAGUUGAAGGAUGCGCAUGGGGGCGAGAUGGCGAUAGCGAGUGAGUUCAAGGCUGGGGUUGACGCGGAGAGGGGUAGGCGACUCAUGGAGGGAGAAGCAGGGGUGUCCUUGCAUGCCAACGCGCAAGGGGCUGGCUCACAGGCCGGCGAGCUAGCCUCCUCCUCUAAAAUGCACACGGACACUGGUGGUGCCGUGGUGACGACUCAUCGUGCACCACCACCUGGUACCGCUUUGCAAACCCCUCCGCCGCGGACGAGCCAGCGGUCGUUGGACGUGAAGGUGGCCAAGGAGGAGAUCGAGGCGGCGAUCGCGGCAGCACUGGCAGCGGCGCACGAGCAGCGCGUGCUACUGGCGCUCAACAUCUUUGCGCCCGUCGUGCGCGUCGUCGCCCCCCACAUGCCCCCCAUCACGCUCGUAGAGCGCCUCGCCAAGGCGCGCUCGCUGCACCCGCUGCUCGCGCACCUGCUGCGCCUAGACGUGCGGAUACACGAGGUGGAGCUGGUGGUGCGCACGGAACCCGCGCCUCCGCCUCCGCCCGCGAGCGGAGUGCGCGGGAGCAACCUGUCCGCGCUCACGCGGGGGCAUUUCGAUGUGUGGAGCGUGGGGAGCGGGAAGCAGCUGGCGGCAGGGAAGGUGCUGCAGCAGUGGGACGCUUAUGAUGUCAUGAAUGUCACGUCUGGGGAUGUAGGCCGUGACUGGCGCUUCUCCUCUUUAGCGUAUAACUUUGAGCCUGUUAAGCCUCCGCGACCGCCGCCCCCGCCCUCCCCGCCGGCCCCCCCUCCGCCCCCGUCCCCUCCGCCGUUUCCCCCGCCUGCGCCCUCGCCCCCUCCGCCGUCCCCUCCGCCUCCCGCCCCUCCGCCCCCUCCUUCGCCCCCGCCUUCGCCUCCGCCGCCCAGCCCGCCUCCCCAGCCGCCGCCCCCUAGCCCGCCGCCUUCUCCUCCCCCUCCGCCCCAGCCCCCACCGUCACCCCCACCAUCUCCGCCACCCUCGCCCCCACCAAACCCUCCGCCCCCACCACUGCCCCCCUCUCCGCCCCCUCCUUCUCCCCCUCCCUCACCGCCUCCGCCUUUUCCGCCUCCUCCUUCCCCUCCGCCCAGCCCCCCUCCCUCCCCGCCCCCACCUUCGCCCCCACCUCCGCCAUCUCCACCGCCCCCCUUCCCCCCUCCGUCGCCUCCCCCGCCCUCACCUCCUCCCCCAAGCCCUCCCCACCCACCUCCCUCCCCUCCCCCAUCUCCCCCGUCCCCGCCUCCGUUCCCCCCUCCCUCACCUCCUCCCUCACCUCCUCCCUCUCCCCCUCCCCCUUCCCCUCCCCCUCCUCGCCCUCCUUCCCCGCCUCCUCACCCACCACCCCCGAACCCUCCCCCCUCUCCACCCCCGCCGUCCCCACCUCCACCGUCCCCCCCACCGCCCCCUUCCCCCCCUCCCCCUCUCGCGCCCCUCUCCCCCGCAGACGCGCGCCUGGGAAUCAUCCAAUCCCUGGGCGAGUGGCAGAGGGCAAUAGCAGCGCAGCAGCUCACGGCAGCAGCCGAAAUCUUCUCCCCCACGUGCCUCCUCCUCGCGCCCACCCUCCCACUCCUCACCCUCACCUCCCUCUCCGACCGACUCUCUGCACUCCAGCUAUUACCACCAGGGUGCGGCACAGAGCAGCUAUUUGCAGCGGUGCUGGCGGUGGGGGUGUUUAACGGGGUGGGGGAUGACAGCGACCAGGGCGGGGCGUAUCUGGUGCUGAGCACGGGUGUGUUCAGCUUCUCUGCGCCUGAUGGUGCAGUGCUGGAGUCUGCUAAUGCUGUUGCGCUCUGGGAAAGGGGAUGGUAUGCAUCAGGCAGCGCACAUCAGGCAGCUGUUUCAGGAAGAGGUGAACCGUCGGCGGCUGCAGGAGCAGGGGCAGGGGCAACAGACGCAGCAGGAGGGGCAGCAGCAGCAGCAGCAGCAGCAGCAGCAGCAGUGGUGGUGGCGGCCCCAGGGGGCGAGUCAGAACGGCCAGCUGUGCCGUCUGUUGCACGAGCAGUGGCAGCACCACCUAUCCCUGCUGCGGCCUCCCUUGAACCACGCGCGCCGCCACAGCCUGUGCUUCCACUGGUGCUUCCGCAGGUGGCGCGGGAGGGAGGUGCAGGGCUGUGGAGUCAGGCAGUGGGGAAGGGCGUGCUGCUGCAAGGGACGACGAGGGGGGAAUACGCAGCGGCGCAAGAAGAGCAGGAGGCACGGGCACAGGCGCACGGGCUGGCGGACAGGGGGGAGGGGUCGAGGGGAGGGCUGAUGCUGGUGGGUGAGAGCAGGCAGCUUGCAGAGGGGAUGGGUGUGAGGAGACGCGUGCAGCUGGAAAUGGGCAUGGCAGGGCAGGGAGAGCUGGAGGUAGGGUGGGGAGUAAGGGUGGAGGAAGGAAGAAGGGACGGAGGGCACAGGGCGGGGGCUUGGGGCAAGGAGCGGGGGGAGAUGCUGAUAGAGCAGGUGGAUGGUGUGUGCUGGGUGCACGCACAGCAGCGGGGCGCGCAGGGGGAUCCGCAGCAGCAGGGGCGAGGGGAGGCGGCCGGGGGCGAUCAGUCGCAGCAGGAAGGAUGCUGGUUUGGAAACAGUAGGGGGAGCAGGACAAGGAGGCUUCAUGCAUGCAAGCAUCAGCAGGCUUCACAGAACUGCUUCCGAAGCCGGUACCACACCGCCAUGGCCCCUCAUGCAUGGCACAGCAAGCACCGCUGCUGCCUCUCUCCCCGCUGCUCCCUUCCCCACCUCUCCCCCACCAUCUCCCCACACCAAGCCACCGUCUUCCCCAAACACCAAGCCACCGGUUCCCCCAGCCGCCCCCCGGUCGCCGCUGGAAGCCAACGCAUCGGCCAUCAGGGGGGAGAUUGCUCUCUCGCUGCACUGCUGGCGGCAGCACGUGCAGGGGGGGAUGAGCAGCGUGCUGCUGCCAUCUUCGCCCCAGUCACCUCCGUCACUGCUCCCGGCCACGACCCCCUACUGCUCCCAGACCUGCCCUCCAAACUCACUGCGAUUAAGCCCUUUCUGGAGGGGCGAGCGGUGGUGACAGUGCGGUUGGGCGCGGUUCAGGUGGUGAAGCGGGGCGUGCAGGCGGGGCAGGCGGUGGCAGUGGUGGCGCAGGGGGAGUUUGAGCUGAGCUGGCGAGGGGAAGCGGAGCAGGAGUGGAGAUUACCAGGCAAGGGAGUGAUGCUGUGGGAACCCAGAGAGGCACCGGCUGUAACAGGGUGGCCGGAGGGAGAGACACCUUGGGAAGGGAAGAUGGCUGUUGAUGCUGCUGGGGGAGUUGGCACAGUUGUGGAUGGUGCGCAUGGCCAUCUGGAACUAUGA